This is a messenger RNA of Triticum urartu, 2997 nucleotides long. NCBI's taxonomy places the organism in Eukaryota, Viridiplantae, Streptophyta, Magnoliopsida, Poales, Poaceae. The record is from RefSeq and is a predicted model, not a curated record.
UAGUUGGCGAGCCCACUUCUCCUUCGUCAGGAAAAACUCGGCGCUCUUCGGUCUCAGUCAGAAAGAAAGGAAAAAACGAGAGAGACAGAAAGCUCCGCCGUUCGGACGAAACACGACGACCGGCGUUGCCGCGUUGGCUAACCGCUCUCGGCCGCACCGCAUGCCGGCUCCCGCCACGCUCGCCGCCUUCAACACCCUCGUCGCCUCGCUCGCGCGCUCCGGCCGCCCCUCGCAGGCGCUCCUCGCCUUCCGUGACAUGCUCGCGCGGGGCUUCCCUCCCGACCACUUCACCCUGCCCCCGGUCCUCCGCAGCUGCGCGCUCACCGGAUCCGCCGCCCUGGCCGCCUCCUCGCACGCCCUCUCCGUCAAGCUCGGCGCCCACGGAAACCUCUUCGUGGCGUCCGCGCUCGUGCAGUGCUACGCGGGCAUGUCCAACCUCCCCGACGCGCGGAGGCUGUUCGACGGAAUGCGCGAGAGGGACGCCGUUCUGUGGACGUCCAUGCUGUCCGCGUACGCGCAGGGUGGGCAGCCGGAGGAGGCUCUGCGGCUGUUCCAGGGGAUGGUGGUGGCCGAGGUGCAGCUGGAUGCCGUGGUCAUGGUCAGCCUUCUUCUCGCGUGUGGACAGCUCGGGUGGCGGCGCCAUGGGAGAAGCGUGCAUGCGUGCUGCGUCCGGAUGUUCCUGGGGAUGCCGCUGUCUCUGGGGAACGCGCUUGUCGACAUGUACGUCAAGUGCGGCGAGCUUGAAUUCGCCGAACGCGUAUUUUCUGCGAUGCCCAGGCGGGAUGUUAUCUCGUGGAGCGCUCUGAUUGUUGGCCAUGGUUUGAAUGGGCGUCCUGAUGUCGCUUUGAGGCUCUUCGAUGAAAUGGUGGCCAAAGGAGUGGAACAGAACUCGGUCACCUUUCUCGGCGCCCUGUCGGCCUGUGCGCAUUCAGGCAUGGUGGACAAAGCGUAUGCUAUAUUCGAGCAGAUGAAACAGCGGGGCAUCAACCGUGAGCUGAAGCAUUACUCUUGCAUGGCUGAUGCGUUAGGGAGGGCAGGCCGUGUUGUUGAAGCAGUAAAUCUCAUAGAGGAGAUGCCUUGCCAGCCUGACGAGGCUAUCCUUGGUAGUGUAUUGGCAGCUUGCCGGGUGCAUGGUGAAAUGGAUGCUGCUGAACGGAUUUCAAAGAGAUUGAUGAGCAUGUCUCCUGCAAAGAGCGGCUACUACAUGAGCUUGGCAAACAUAUAUUCAGAUGCUGGAAGGUAUGGUGAUGCAGAGAGAAUAAGAGGCUUCAUGAAGGAAGUUAAAGUCGACAAGCUUCCUGGAUAUAGUUCAGUUGAACUCGAUGUUUCCGUCUCUGAAUCAAAAAAUGUAUAAUUAGUUCCAUAUAGUGCGCAAUGGAUUUUGAAGCAUUUAAGCUGUUUGGCAAGUCUGGUGGCAUACACUCAGUGCAGUGUAUGCUUUGAAGAAAGAUAUAAGCACCUGGUGGAUGGGAAGUGCAAAUGAGAUAUGACUUGGCAACUCAACAAGACAGUUUUGGGGAGGAUUAUAACAUUCCAGAGAGAUGCUGAGUUAGUGCACUCAUAGUGGAAGUGUUUGAUUAUGACAUUAGCGACAUGGUAGUUGCUGAGUUAGUGUUGUCAAAUUGUGAAGUGUCAAGAGGUGUGGGGAAGUCAUUUCUUCAAGCAGACAAGGACAAAAUUCAAGAGGCUGAUGAAACAGCACAUGAUGAUCACAUACAGGAAGCACACAGUCCUCCUACAUGUACUUCAGUCAUGAGAGAAUAUAUGGCUCGUGCUUGAUGAGUUGCUAAUGAGGUUCAAAUAGCUUCUGAAACUGACACAGGAUUAUCAUCAAAUAUGUGAGCAUCUGACUAGCAAGGUGUAAAUUAAGAUCGAUGUUGUAUUCACAGGAAAGUCUUUAAGAAAAUGCGCUGGUACUGCUGGCAACUGGCAAGGCUUAUUCGCUGGUAGAAUUUCUCUGUUCAAAAUAUGAUCUUACGAUGGAACUGGACUACCAAAAGGAACGCGAUAAUGUUUGUCUGUGGUUUCUAUUGGCCAUGUCAAUGAUUGUUUCAGUAAUGGAGAUUUUGUUCAAACUCCGUGGUAUCAAGUGAUUCUUAACUAGGAAAAGGUCCAUAUUACCCACCCGACUUUCAGGUUCAUGUGUUUCAACCACCUAAAAUUCCUCAAGACUUAUGUGAUGUACCGGGGAAUUAGCGCUGUUGAGGAAAGGAGACGAAGUUACUGGCAGCGAGGAAGCAGCUGGCCAAGUUCUUAGGGGUUGUUUGGUUUGUGACUAACUUUGCCAAAGAUUGCCACAUCUAAGGUUAGACAAGUUUGACCAACUUAGGUGAGUGUUUGGUUCAAGCCACAUCUUAGGCAAGCCACACUUGGACCCCACAUGGCAUACACACAAAAAAUGUGGCAAGAUUCUCUUAGGCUUGCCAACUUGUGGCUCUCAAUUUGAUGAACUAACCUUAGUCAAGUUUGGCAAAAAUAUGUGGCAAAGUGUGGCAAUGCUAGUCCUAAAACCAAACAGCCCCUUAAUCUGGCCACAGCGGGGACAGACAAAGUUGUUAGCCACUAUUCAAUUUGACUGUAUAAGGCUUUGUUUGGCAUUGGAGUUGAUUGUGUUAACCCGAUCGGGUUUAGCUGGUUUUUGAUUAUUUCGUACUCUCUUCAUCCCAAAAUAAGUGCGUAAGUACUAACAUUAAGACACUUGUUUUGGGACGGAGGGAGUAUUCCACUGCUGCCUACUACAUCCUGAUUUUUGUACGGUAAUGUUAACAAUCAGAUGUCAGAUUUUUAGCCAUGGUAAAUCGAACGUUUUUUAGUUUAGUUGUCAUGAGGAUGACGAUUUCCUUUAGCAAGCAUGAUAAAUCCUUGCCAUAAAAAUGUUUGAUUGCCAAUGCUAAAAGAAUCUGACGUUCGAUUUGUAGCAAAAUCCUUUUUAUAUGGUGCUACUGUCAUUGUGUUUGGUUGCCAUGGUAUAGCAACCGACUUAUAUAUGAGCUCGCU